Sclerotinia trifoliorum is the source of this 2474-nucleotide messenger RNA. The record is from the annotation of a GenBank genome assembly. Lineage: Eukaryota; Fungi; Ascomycota; Leotiomycetes; Helotiales; Sclerotiniaceae.
UGUUCCCUCAAUUGAUAGAUCCAACAGGAUUUCCAUGCAAAAGUGUCUUGUUGGCACAAAAUUUACCAAAUUGUCCGAGUAAUCGUUUUACUCUUGAAUUCCUGUAUCAUAAGGCCUACUCAUCCUCCGUUACAAAAUAGACGCAUUACCCCAAGGUCUCGCUGGAAUUCCACACCACCUCGAACCGCGAUUCCCAGAUGGUUAUGCAACGAUUGCCGUUUCCAUCCACCCCAUUGCCUGAAUUCUGAGUGUUACAUUUCGUGGUUCUUGUUGCACAACCCGAGUCAAAAUUGCAGCUUUGUGCCAAUCAAACGGAUUUCAGACAAUUGGUGGAAAGCACAGCAUCAGCAUAAAAUUGUAAUACGGUCGGCUUAGAGAGCUUGAAACAUUAGCAGCCCAUAUCUUGUUUGGCGACUGCAUCAUCUGCCAAUAGAAUCGUGAAGGAUAUCUGAGUAAGGUAAUCCAGGCGGGCGAGCAGUGGCUUGCGGUUUUGUCCAAGUGGCUCCGAAAUCGAAUUCAUACGGUGGAUGCACAGUCUGGGAGCAUCAUACAAGACUGAUACGACCUUGUGAAGCUUCAGUUCGGUUCCAAGCGUCAAAUAUGUCCAUCUCAAGUGCCAGAACAUCUUUGUCUUCCCAGGAAUUAACCGGCGAAGGUAUAUCUGUGGAUGCGAAGUGGUUUAUGGUAUAGUUUGCUAACAAUCAUGGUUAGCAAAAUUGGCGGAUGUCACCAAAAUCGUAGAAAGUCUCAAGGUGGAUUUGGAGAAGAUUAGCCUUUUGCCGCAUCGUAAGUCUAUAUUAGUCUUCAGAAAUUAAAAUAUACUCAUUCCUCUAUGCAGAACGAGAUGCACUCCUUGAGCAAUUGAAGGUGUAUGGCCGUGACCCCACCAAUGCAGACCCAAUAUUCACAAAAGAGGUAGGUGACACAUGUUUUUGCGCAAGGGAUAUCUAACUCUCGCGAUAGGGCAUCGAGACUCUUUCAAGGCACGCCUUCAAUAGCCCCUCAAAAAUCACUUCUCGAAAUGCGCUCCGAUGUCUCGCAAACGCUCUGCUCUUAAAGCCAGACACACGACAAACAUUGGUUACCUUAGGUUAUGAUGCAAAGGCUUGCACUCUACUCAAAGAUAGGAAUGGGUCUGUUGACGAUGAGUUUUUAUUAUCUAGGAUUAUCUUCCUCACAACCUACGGUACAACUAUCAAUAUUGAGAAUCUCAUCGAUCAUUGUCAUUUAGCGGACGCUAUUUCACAUAAUAUUGCCAACCAUGCGAGACUGCACAAUGCGAAGCAGAAAAAAGUCAAGCAAUUAGAUCCAAUGGAGGAUAUGGCUCUUGCUGAAUCGCUCAAACUUCUCUUCAAUAUCACACAUUUCUGUCCACAACGAAACUCCAGCUUCUCACAAGCACUACCUUACAUCUUAUCAAUUCUUGAUAAAAGAGAAAUAAUUCCAAAUACGCCCCUUGAAUCCCCCGUUUCGCAACUUAUCAACACCCUUAUCAACCUCCCUCUUGAAGAUCCGGGAAAUAUUAGCGUGUUGUUCCCUAGAGUAAAUCUACUCUCCCAUGUCGAAAAAUUUCUUGAACUCCUAGAUCAUUCCAUCAAUAAAUAUGAGGACGAGGAACUCGAGCAACUUGUCUCACCACUACUUACCCUCAUUCGUAGAUUGUACGAGAUCGGUCCUUCGGAAGUUCGUCAGUUCAUGCAAACCCGGUUGCUUCCAAGUGAGAAGGAUCGCGAGCAACCUAUAGGCCGAGGAGAAUCAUUGUCUGCUCGCUUGAUUCAAUUAUCUACAAGUCCCAUGGCGCCGCAAGUUAAAGAAUCUAUUUCAGCAUUGCUAUUUGAGCUGUCUAAUAAAGACGCCAGCACGUUUGUUCAAAAUCUUGGCUAUGGGUUUGCCUCUGGUUUCCUAUUCCAGCACAAUGUGCCCAUCCCAGAAAAUGCUCUCGAAGCAUGGAGUACAGAAAAUGAUAAGGAUGAUGGCAAAACAAGAUCCAGCCACGAUAGUGGAAAAGCAGUCAAUCCUAUCACUGGACAACUUCUCGAAGCUGAAGAGAAGAUUGAUGUGCCAGAGAUGAGUCAGGAGGAGAAAGAGAGGGAGGCUGAAAGAUUAUUUGUAUUGUUUGAACGGUAUUCUAGAGCUCUUCUAAAUAUAAAAUCAUUAAGCUGACGUAUUAAUAGAUUGAAGAAGAAUGGGAUCAUCACUGCGAAGAAUCCUAUGGAGGAAGCAUUACAACAAGGACGGUUUGAAGAAUUGGACGAUGAUGCAGAAUCGGAUUGAGGAAGGAUAGUGCGAUUUGAGAGAUGAAACGAAAAAGUUGCUGGCAACUUCCACUUCAAGUAUAUCCCAAUGAUUUUGAUGAAUGGUAUUAAUAAAUGUUAAUAAGGUUGAUUUUCUUCAGCCCUUUUGAUGAGGAGAUGGAUGCAAAUUUUGUUUGAAUAUGCAAUUGUGCUGCAGCAUGUCACAGAUAUUAUGCAACU